Lottia gigantea (owl limpet) is the source of this 309-nucleotide messenger RNA. RefSeq lists its product as hypothetical. Lineage: Eukaryota; Metazoa; Mollusca; Gastropoda; Lottiidae. The transcript has 2 exons. The record is from RefSeq and is a predicted model, not a curated record. Bases 1 to 309 code for a protein of 102 amino acids.
AUGGAAGACGAAAGUAAAGUGAUAGUGUACAACUCUGACAAACCGACGGAUCAAUCACCUGUGUCGGCUGUUGAUUUGUCCAAAACACUACAGAAACUUAUGCUUAGAUUGAAAGGAGAAUUUAUGGCAGAUGAUGGCAAAGGUGUAGAUUAUUCUAAGUUUAAAACCAGCCAGCUAUUCCCAGAAUAUAAAAAACAAGCCUGUCAACUACAGAAUAUAGAUCUUAAUACUUUAUCAGAAGUGGAGAAGAAAGUGUUUUUUAUCAGUAUCCUUUUACUUACACUUUUAAAGUGGGGUUGUCCCAAAUGA